Messenger RNA from Anarrhichthys ocellatus (wolf-eel), 6954 nucleotides. It is a transcript of the gene arid2, whose product is annotated as AT-rich interactive domain 2. Gene Ontology annotation, cellular component: SWI/SNF superfamily-type complex. Gene Ontology annotation, biological process: regulation of DNA-templated transcription. The transcript is spliced from 21 exons. Bases 478 to 5445 code for a protein of 1655 amino acids. The record is from RefSeq and is a predicted model, not a curated record. NCBI's taxonomy places the organism in Eukaryota, Metazoa, Chordata, Actinopteri, Perciformes, Anarhichadidae. Gene Ontology annotation, molecular function: DNA binding.
CCCGCUCUCCGCUCUGGAGGGUGCAGUGCCGCCUGUGGCCACAGAGGGCGCUGCACGCAUGGCAGUCCGAGCUCCUCGGCCUCCACAUCUUUUUGUCUGAGAACUGCAUCCCUCUGCCGCUCUACAGUGUGCGAUAGCCUCGGAGCUGCGUCCGUAACACUGUCAAACCACUCCAAACGAAUACAACCGCGACCAAAAGCAUUAAUUCUACACAUUCGGCCAUGGCGUUUGCAGUCUGCCGGUGAAUCGGUCGUAUUUGUGACUGUUCGUCGGAACUUAGUCCGGGGUUGAAUUCGGGCUCGCUUUCUGUGUGCAUCAGUCUUUAUUAGCGAGCUGCCGCUCUUCUUGCUAUCAGCUAUUUCUUUAACUUUUUAAACACUCAGCUUCGCGAAUGACUGAGCGCCGGCGGAGUAUGGGAUCCUUGGUGUCUUAAGAAGCGUCUGAAGUGGGGUUUAACCGUUUUUGCAUGCAAAAACAAUGGCAAAUUCGACGGGGAAAAAUCUACUAGAUCAACGAAGGAAAGGACAGGCUUUCCUGGACGAGCUGCGGCAAUUUCACCAAAGCAGAGGAUCGCCGUUCAGGAAGAUUCCUAUCGUGGGUGGGAAAGAGCUGGACCUGAAUGCUCUCUAUGUCAGAGUCGUCGCUUUAGGUGGAUUUGCUAAGGUCUCUGACAAAAACCAAUGGAUCGAACUCGGGGACGAGUUCAACUUUCCGAGGAGUUGCUCCAACGCUGCAUUUGCUUUAAAACAGUACUACCUUCGAUACUUGGAGAAGUAUGAGAAAGUCCACCACUUCGGCGAGGACGAUGAAGAAGCGCAGCCGGGGAAUCCCAAAGUCUCUCUUCCAAUCGGUGCAAUUCCCAGCUCUUACAACUACCAGCAACACAUCGUAUCAGACUAUCUCCGCCAAAGCUAUGGACUGUCUUCGGACUUCGUUCCGCCGUGUGACUACAACAAACUGGUGCUGUCCCUCCUCUCGGGGCUCCCCAACGAGGUGGACUUUGCUGUCAACGUUUGCACUCUGCUGUCCAACGAGAGCAAGCACGCCAUGCAGCUGGACAAGGACCCCAAGCUGGUCACGCUGCUGCUGGCCCACGCCGGCGUCUUCGACGACUCGCUAGGCAGCUUCUCCGGGGUGUUCGGGACGGACUGGAAGGAGAAAACCUCCCGGGACUUUGUCAGGUUCUGGAAAGAGGUGGUGGAGGACGUCGAAAUCCGGGAGCUGAUCUGGGACAAGAACAGCCCAGCACAAGUUCUCUCUGCAGAUGGUACGUCAAGGGAGGAGCGCUGGCAGAGCCUCUUCCACCCACCGCGGAACCAGGGCAUCAGCGACAUGGAGGCCCAGCGGGUCCUGCAGAUUGCCGUUAUCCUGCGGAACCUCUCCUUCGAGGAGGCCAACGUCAAGCUGCUGGCGGCCAACCGAACGUGCCUGCGUUUCCUUCUGCUCUGUGCCCACUGUAACCUCAUCUCACUCCGACAGCUCGGACUCGACACGUUGGGCAACGUGGCUGCCGAGCUCCAGCUGGAUCCUGUUGACUUUCGGACGACUCAUCUGAUCUUUCACACCAUCACCAAAUGUUUGAUGUCCAGGGACCGGUUUCUCAAAAUGAGGGCCAUGGAAAUCCUGGGCAACCUCAGCAAGGCAGAGGACAACGGCGUGCUCAUCUGCGAGUACGUGGACCAGGACUCUUACCGGGAGGUGAUCAUGCUCCUCACGCUGCCGGACCUCAUGCUCCUCAUGGCCUCCUUGGAGGUGCUGUACCUGCUGGCCCAGCUCGGAGAGAUUCCCUGCAGCAAGAUCGCCUCCGUCGACCACAGCAUAGACCUGUUGGUGCGGUUAGUAUCGGUUGACCUCCACACGUUUGGACCCGACGCCCUGACAGCGGUGCGGUUGAUCGAGCAUCAGGCCAGCGCCGACCAGGCGGCCGAGGCCCGACCACAGCUGGUGGAGCAGGUCCCUGCAGCCGUGCAGGGAGCAGCAGCGCCUGUAACGAGGGUCCCGGUUCAGUCCACCCAACCCCCACCUGGUAUUGUUGAACUCGACGGGGAAAAAUUUACACUGCAGUGGCUGAACGCACACUUUGAGACAAACCCAGAGGGCUCCGUGUCUCGAUCAGAAAUGUACUCAGAGUACCUGGCCACGUGUAGUAAAAUGGGACGAAGCAACAUCUUGAACUCCACCGGCUUCCUCAAAUGUCUGCGGACCGUGUUUCCCAACCACACAAUGCGGCGGCAAGACGAGGCCAAGACCAGCGGUCAGCUUCACAUUCUCCUGGUAGGGCUGAGGCGCCGGGCGAUCCCUCUGCCCAUCCAGCUGUACUACCAGCAGCCCCAGCAGCAGAACCCGGCAGCAGCUCCAACACCUCCGGCAGCCCGGCACCAAGCCACUGGCGACCCUCAGGCCCCGCCUCCAGGCUUACCUCUCGGGCCUCCAAGUCUUGGACCCCAGUUUGUCCGGGUGAUGGGCCCCAACCUGGGCAUCGCUGGUGCCGCCUUGACUGCACAGGAACCUCCUCAUGCGAGCCACCCGACUGUUUCCCGCCACCCGGUGCCCCUGCAGGCUUCACCAAAUCCUCUGGCAGCAGUGCAGCAGCAACCAGUCCGGUCCGGUCUAGUGGUCCAGAUCCCGACGUCGGCGCCGGCCACCCAGAACCACAGCCCCCAGAACCCUGCGACUCAGCAGCACUCCCCCAUGCUCCCCACGGGGACACCUGUCACGCUAUUUCAGCAGGUACCCCAGGGCCACAUCCUCACCGCCAGGGUGCACGGCGUGUGCCCUCCGAUCACCCAGCACCCAGCCCUGCCUCAAACCCCUCCCCUGUCUGGGCCUCAAGGCGGAGCUCCCCAGGCAGAGCCUCAGGGUGUUGCCGCGGCAUCGACGCUCUCUUCUUCCAUCCAGGCGGGGGGUGGGGGUCAGGUGUUUAGCAUCGCGGGUGUGGCCAAUUCCCAGGGGUCACGCGUCGCAUUUCAGAACAUCGCCCCCAAGCCGGCACCAAGCCAGUCGGGCGGACCGGCGGCCAUGAUGGCCACUCCCAACCAGCAGCAGUCGCAGAGCCUUGUAAUAGUCGGUCCCAACCCCCAGCAGAACCCAGCCUACACCCCUGCCAUACACCAGAUCGUUCUUGCCAACCCCUCCGCCAUCCCCGGCCCCCAGACGAUCCAGAUAGCAGGGCAGGCUUCAAGCCCCUGCCCGCCUCCUGCUUCUCAUUCCAACACCCAGGUCCAGCCCAAUCAAACUGUCAGCCACGCACUGUCCAUGAAACGGCACCAACAGCAGCUCCAGCUUGUUUCUCAAACUCCCCCCACUCAGCCUACCUCCACCGAGUCCAGCUUGAUCAAACAGCUACUGCUUCCAAAGCGAGGGCCUUCUACUCCGGGAGGAAAGCUCAUCUUACCCGCUCCACAGGUGCCCACUCCGAACAGCAUGAUGGCGCCCAGUCCGCAGGUCAUCUACCAGACGAGCUACAGCACCCAGAGUCCCCCUCCUCAACCUCAGCAGCUCAAUGUCCAGCUGGUUCCUGGUCAGGUUCCCGCUGUAGGAGCCCCAGCCCUCCAGACGGUCCAGCUCUUGCCAGGCCAGCUCAUUUCCACAAGUAGCCCGGGGGCAGCUACCAUCAUCCAGGGCCCCACAGCAGCUGGACAAGUCACAUUCACCGUGGUCCCCACCACUGGCUUCACCACCUCUACCGCCGCCGUUGUCAGCCAGGGUGCUGUGGCUCCGGGAGUCCCCCCUCCUCCGUUCUCUACUGUAUCAGUGCUCCACCACGCUCCACCACCACUGCCAGCUCCCCUCAGAGGAGACAAGAUCAUCUGUCAAAAGGAGGAGGAGGCCAAGGACGCCACGGGGCUGCACAUCCAUGAGAGGAAGAUAGAGGUGAUGGAGAACUCGUCUUUGGCAGAAGGAGACUCCAACGGCAAAACCAGUAAUGGAGACGUUGCUGCGGGUGCCAAGCUGCUAAAUGGUCGGAAGUGCAUGGAGUCUAAUCUACCUCCAUACCACUCAGGAAACACCCAGGGGGCCCUCAAUGGCCCGGCUACGGAGGGCCACCCUGCUAAUGGGAAGCAGGCCCUCUCCCCCAGUCUGAACACCCCUCUGGAGGGCAACCCCGACCCCAAAAAGACUCUGGUCAACGGGGUGUGUGACUUUGAUCGGGUUGACGGUGGCGGCAACUUAAACAAAAACAUUCCAAAUCACAUUGCUUCCAAACAGUACUUGGGGAACGGGGAGGUGGGCCCUUCUGAGAAGAGUCCCGGGUCAGACCCCCCUCUUUCUAGUCCUCCUCCCCCCCAGCAGGACACUGCCAAAGCCCAGCUGGCCGAGCGCCUGGCGAACGGACCCCAGGCAGUAGGCAACAGGCCUCCCUCGGAAAUAACCAAUGGACCUUUGGGGCCAGGCCACGGCGUGCCUGCACUAAGACAGCAACUGCUCCCCAACUCCCCCCUCUCCCCUGCUUUUACCGUUACCUCCCAGAGUCCCGCCAACGGAGUGGCCUCCGAGGCCCGGGGUCUCAAGAGGCCCGCUGAGAGCGAGGACCGCGGCGGGGCGUCGUCGUCCUCGGGCAUCCCCAACAAAGUGGGGGUGCGGAUCAUCACCAUCAGCGACCCCAACAACGCCGGCAGCAGUGCCACCAUGGUGGCGGUGCCGGCAGGAACGGACCCAAGCACAGUAGCCAAAGUAGCAAUAGAGAACGCUGCUCAGCAGAGGAACUGCUCGCUCACACUGGCAGCUGGCUCGACGCCUGCAGUUACCCCGCCCCCUGCGUCCCAGCCCGCCCUGGGCGGUAACCACAGCCCGCACCUCUCGGCGCAGCAGAGCCCCGCAGCGCCGCCGCCACCGGAGCAGAUCAGGAAAGCCGGGCAGAACUUCAAGUGUCUGUGGCAGUCCUGUAAACGGUGGUUCGAGACGCCGUCGCGGGUGUUUUACCACGCCGCCAUGCAGCACGGCGGAAAAGGAGUGUACGGGGGGCAUUGUCAAUGGGAGGGGUGUGAACCUUUUCCCCGGCAGAGACUGUCCUUCAUCACGCAUCUACAGGACAAGCACUGUUCUCGAGAGGCUUUGCUGGCUGGACUCAAACUAGAGGAGCAGCAGGCGCAAAGUCCCAAUCAGACUUCUUCCCAGACUUCGCCGGCGGCAGGCAGCACUCCGACACCGCGAGCACCGAAAGCAAUCGUGAAUCACCCGAGCGCAGCUCUCAUGGCCCUUCGCAGAGGCUCUCGAAACCUGGUCUUCAGGGACUUCACUGAUGAGAAAGAGGGACCAGUGACCAAACACAUACGACUAACUGCUGCCUUAACGUUAAAGAACAUCGCCAAGCACUCCGACUGUGGUCGUAUGUUGGUGAAGAGGCAUGAGACGCACCUGUCCGUGCUGGCGCUAAGUAACAUGGAGGUUUCCACCACGCUCGCCAAAUGCCUUUACGAACUGACGCGCUCGCUUCAGGCUUAACGCUUAAAAAAAAAAAAAAGGACAACCUCGACUCCUCUCCUGAGACGAGAGGAGGAAGCCACCGCCGGUGAGCCGUAGCGGGUCUGCAGAGGGGGGGGGGGGACCGGAACGAAGACCCUCCUUCUGCCGCGCCUCACCUCUUUCCUCGCCAACCUGUGUUCCAACCCCCCCGCCCUCCCCUAUCCACCCAAAAACACACACACACACACAAAAAAAAAAAAAACUGCCACAGGGGUCUUCCACCAGCUGCCCACCAGGGGGGGCUCUUUAAAACUGCUUCCCCAGCGGGACUCCACCGACGAAACCCCAAACAUGAGCACAUUUCGUUUAGGUUCUUUUUGUUCUGUUUCCUCUUCGUCCCGUGAACUGAUGUGUGCGCUGGAGUGAGUGGCGGUUGACUGAAGAGUACGGAUGGACGGUGGGGGGGCUAUUGUAAGUGUCCCACAGGGUUGGGUGGAGGAGGACUCGGCUGGCAACUGGCACAGAUGAUUUUUUGUUUUUGUUUUUGUUGUUUUCUUUAGAAACUUGGUAGCUUGGUUUUCUUACUUGAGUCAAUAUAUUUUCACUUAUUUAUUAUUGAAAUGAAUACCAUUACAAUUAAUGAAAAAGAAUCUUGUAAAUAUGUUGUGAAUAUAUAUAAAGAAGAUCCUCUUUCAUGCCGAUGCAGCCACUGGAGAACUUGCUCUGUGGAGUAAUAGAAGCAUUACUUUGGUAGAAUUGAAUAAAGUAGUAUGUUUUCGUUUGUUGCUUUUUUUUAUGAUCCCUGGUCACUUGUAUCUAAUGUGAUUCUAUACUCAGCAGUGGAUGAAUGUACUUAAAAACCUGUAAAUAAUUCUGCAAAGGUACUGAUGCUGUAAAGCUUAGGGAGGGGGUAAAAAACAGUUUUUUGUGGAACUGUGACAUUUUUUGUAUUAUAAUACCUUGUAGAACUCAUUUUGCUGGCUGAAAGAGUAUGGAAUAAUAUAUCUCAUGUCAUUUUGUAGAAGAAAAAAAAAAUAUUGAAGGUAUUCUCUUCCCUUCCUCUUCCCUCACACGCCUCUCCCCUCAACACACACACACACAAGUAACAUAUAUCCACUGUAAGCGUUUUGUCAUUGUACGGGCCACAGUGCACGUACCAAAAUUUUUUUGUAUUUGUAAAUUGGUUUAAAUACAUGGAGUUUUUAUACAGGUUUUCUCCUGUGUUCUUUGCUUUACGUGCAGGUAUGAUAUUUUCUUCACUACUUUUUUCUAUCUUAAUAUAGUGUGGAGUUUUAUUGUACUAUUUUUUCAUUCUUAAUACCAUGCCACAUUCCGGCUCACGUCCUCAGACUGUCCUCUCUACCGUGUGUUGUGUAACAUUUAUGACUGCCUGUCGUAUUAGCAUCUGACCGGGGCGACCCUACCAUCCUCAUUUCUGCGGUGUCAGUAGGAUGUGUGACUAUACAUAGACCUAACAGUCUGUUAGAGAUUGGCUUUAUUUACUUUGGUGACUGUUUAUAGUUUUUAAAUAAAACACUGAACAUUUUG